AUGGCGGAGCAUUUCAAAAUCGAAUUCGCCACGGAAGAAGACAUCCCCGAAUUAAUGAAGAUAGUAGCCCAAUCCUUCGGCGACUACCCAGUCGAACAAGCCUUUGGUAACAUCGACACUCAGGAAGCACGUAAGGCUUCUGGUCGGCGACAUCUCCGUGCCUGGCGGGACCACAUGGAAGAAUCGAGGCAGUACCCCGCGAUCAAAUGCGUGCAUACAGAUCCUGACACCGGCAAGAAGACCAUUGUGGGGUUUGCAGAAUGGUUCAUCUACGACCGCCUCCGCACCCCUGAGAAGAUGGAAGAGUGCAAUUCCCUCCUCUCCGGCGCCUGGCUACCGGAAGAGACUGGCCAGAGAGUUCGAAACUGGAUGCAGCCUCUUUACGACGCUCGCAGAAGAUGGCUCAGCGGCCGGCCUCACGCGGUAUUAAUGUACAUGUGCGUCCACAAAGCGUGGCGGAGACGAGGCGUGGCGACGAUGUGCAUACAGCAUGGAUUAGACCGGUGUCAGGAAUUGAGUGUCCCUGCGUGGCUUGAGGCGAGCGCGGAAGGGGAGCCGGCGUAUAGGCGGUUGGGGUUUGUGGAGGUGGAGAAGGUGAGUUUUUGGAUCGAGGGGGAGGAGGCGAGGUUUCCGGUUAUGGUUUGGUGGCCGCCUGGGUGGAGGGUGGAGGAGAGGGUGGCGGCUUUGCCGUGA
Molecule: messenger RNA, 693 nt
Organism: Recurvomyces mirabilis
Lineage: Eukaryota; Fungi; Ascomycota; Dothideomycetes; Mycosphaerellales; Teratosphaeriaceae
Exons: 1
Coding region: 1-693 (230 amino acids)
Molecular function (GO): acyltransferase activity, transferring groups other than amino-acyl groups
Source: RefSeq, a predicted model, not a curated record